Molecule: messenger RNA, 417 nt
Organism: Talaromyces rugulosus
Lineage: Eukaryota; Fungi; Ascomycota; Eurotiomycetes; Eurotiales; Trichocomaceae
Exons: 1
Source: RefSeq, a predicted model, not a curated record
AUCCUGAUUACUGCAGGUCCCUACCGAUUUCUCGCCCGUCUAGAGACAUCGGCCACUUUAAAGACUGUGUCCUUAUUCCGUGCCUUGCUCCCAUAUCGACAAAAAUUGAUUCACGUACGAUGGAGUGGUGAAGGGUUAUGGAUUCCACUGGGCGAGACAGAUUUCGGGGUUCCUUUUGAAAACCAUACAGCCCAUCCGGCAGCGGGUCAAAUACUGUUAUACCCCGGUGGUAUCUCGGAAACAGAAUUCUUGUUUUGUUAUGGAGGCGUCUCAUUUGCAAGCAAGAUGGGCCCAUUGGCGGCGAACCAUUUCUUGACCAUAACAGAGGGACAGGAAAAUCUGCGGUCGCUUGGGGAGUUAGUUUUAUGGAAAGGGGCUCAGGAUGUUGUAUUCGAAAUUGCAGAUGAUGAAACGUGA